AUGGUAGCUAAACAUAAAGAGUAUACGGUUAAAGAGUUAAAGAAAGCUUUACAAAAUUUAAAAUCCAAAAAGGGUGAUCUCAGUGAAAUUAAAUACGUAUCGCGUACAUUGCGUGACAAGCUCCGUAACAAUAGCAACGACGCCGAUGACUUAAAUGACAGUGAGUCUUUUAAUCACAACAAAUAUCUGGAACGAAGCUUUUGGGGCUAUGUUAAAAAUAUAAUCAAUAGAAAAGACGCAGUAUUACCAUCAUUUAACAUGACUGAUUGCCUUUCUUAUUUCUCUAAAUCUCUGGCUAAAAUUAAUCCUAACAAGCUAUUUGUAAUUCCCAGCUGGAUCCCAAUGUUAUCUGAUCCUGAAGUUCAAUUUAACCUUGACCCCCCGACCUAUCAACAAAUUACGAAUGUUAUACGCAAAAUGAAAUCGUCUGGUUCUCCUUGCCCUCUUGAUCAACUUUCUAUAAUAAGUUUCAAGCAUUGUCCUUAUCUGAGAACUUACCUUACUGAGCUAAUUCACGAUAUUUGGUUAUCUGGAACUGUCCCAACUGAGUGGAAAAGAGCAUGUACCAUACUAAUCCACAAGAAAGGCAACAAUAAUGACCCUUCAAAUUUCCACCCCAUAACACUCGAAUCCAUACCUUUAAAAGUAUUUACAUCUUGUCUUCGAAACGCAGUAUACUCCUUCCUCGCAUCUAAUAACUUCGUAGAACACAACAUACAAAAAGGCUUCACCCCUAACCUAUCUGGCACUCUAGAACAUACUGCACAAAUGGCUGACAUUAUUAAUAAAGCUCGGAUCAGACAACGCUCUGUUGUCAUCACCCUACUUGAUCUUAAGAAUGCUUUCGGCGAAAUCCAUCACAACCUCAUCCAAUCCGUACUUGACUACCACCAUAUCCCUGAUCAUAUAAAAUUUGUUAUAAAAAGUUUAUAUACUGAUUUCCAAACCUCGAUAAUUACCUCUGAAUUCCGCACUCCUUUUAUGACAGUUGGCCGUGGCGUAUUGCAAGGAGAUUGCCUCAGUCCUCUUCUUUUUAACAUGUGCUUCAAUACAUUCGUUCAGCAUAUCAAAGCUGAAAAAUAUCGUCAAUUUGGGUUUUCCUUCAAAUUACUAAAUCCCAUCCACUGGUUCCAGUUUGCUGAUGACGCGGCUGUAAUUACUGGCCAAGAAUCCGGAAACCAACAUCUAUUAAAUCGAUUUUCUAUCUGGUGCCAAUGGUCCGAUAUGAUUAUCCGAGUUGACAAAUGCAAGACCUUUGGCAUUAAAAAAGCCAUCACAAAAUCAGUUCAGUACUUGCCAAAACUCCUCAUCGGCAAUCAACUAAUACCAAAAAUCCUUAUUGGAGAAUCAUUUCAAUAUUUAGGACGUUACUUUGAUUUUCACAUGUCGAAUGAUAAUCAUAAAACUGAGCUAACCAUCCUACUUAAUGAACUAAUGUCUGAUAUUGACUCAAAGCCACUACAUCCCAAAAAUAAACUGCUCCUCUACAGUCGCUACGUCUUGUCCAAGUUAUCCUGGCACUUCACCGUCGCAACACUCUCUAAAACAUGGGUUACUGAAAAUAUCGACUCUAUUGCCAACAAAUAUAUCCGCAGAUGGCUUGAAGUACCAAUAUCAGGAACACUAAGUACUGUCUUUCUAACAAAUAACAAAUUUGGCCUGAGUAUUUAUCCUCCAUCUCGGAUUUUCGUUCUGGACACGAAAACAAACUCCUGA
Molecule: messenger RNA, 1716 nt
Organism: Paramuricea clavata
Lineage: Eukaryota; Metazoa; Cnidaria; Anthozoa; Malacalcyonacea; Plexauridae
Source: the annotation of a GenBank genome assembly